CGGACCCGGGCUCGCAGCGGAGGGGAGGAGGGUGGGUGGAGAGAGGCUUUCGGAAGUCGGCGGGGAGCGGCCGAGAGUCGUAGCCGUUGGCGAGGGAAGGCGCCCCGCUCCGGGCUGCCGCUCAGGAGGUGCCCGCCCGCCCCGGGACGCAGGAGCCAACUCUUAAUCAAAGGAGGCUCAUGGCUCUCCCUCCCUGCCUCUCCUAAAUGGGAAAACCCUUAAUGUCCACAGAAGACAAGGACAAGAAAUUGCCCAGAAUAAACCAGAACAAGCUACUCGACAAGGCCUGCAGAAUGAGCGUCCCCGACUACAUGCAGUGCGCGGAGGACCACCAGACGCUGCUGGUGGUGGUGCAGCCGGAGGGCAUCGUCUCCGAGGAGAACUUCUUCCGGGUCUACAAGAGGAUCUGCUCGGUGAGCCAGGUCAGCGUGCGGGACAGCCAGCGCGUGCUGUACAUCCGCUACCGCCACCACUACCCGCCGGAGAACAAUGAGUGGGGCGACUUCCAGACGCACCGCAAGGUCGUGGGCCUCAUCACCAUCACCGACUGCUGUGCGGCCAAGGACUGGCCGCAGACCUUGGAGAAGUUCCAGGCGCAGAAGGAGAUCUACGGCCCCACGCUGUACGACUCGCGCCUGCUGGUGUUCGGGCUGCAGGGGGAGCUGGCGGAGCAGGCGCGCACCGACGUGGCCUUCUACCCCAGCUACGAGGACUGCGAGGCGGUGGAGAGGAGGGUCGAGGACUUCAUCGAGUCGCUCUUCAUCGUGCUCGAGUCCAAGCGCCUGGACAGAGCCACGGACAAGUCCGGGGACAAGAUCCCCCUCCUCUGCGUCCCGUUUGAGAAGAAGGACUUUGUGGGACUGGACACUGAUAGCAGACAUUACAAGAAGCGGUGCCAAGGACGCAUGCGGAAACACGUGGGGGACCUGUGCCUGCAGGCGGGCAUGCUGCAGGACUCCCUGGUGCACUACCACAUGUCGGUGGAGCUGCUUCGCUCUGUCAACGACUUCCUGUGGCUGGGAGCUGCCCUGGAGGGGCUCUGCUCGGCCUCUGUGAUCUACCACUAUCCCGCUGGGACCGGAGGUAGGAGUGGAGCGCGAAGGAUCCCGGGAGGCUCACUUCCUGCAGAAGCAGCCAACAGGCACCGGCCGGGGGCACAAGAAGUUCUCAUUGAUCCAGGUGCCCUCACCACCAAUGGCAUAAACCCCGACACCAGCAGUGAGAUCGGACGUGCUAAGAACUGUCUGAGCCCCGAAGACAUAAUUGACAAAUACAAAGAGGCCAUUUCCUGUUACAGCAAGUACAAGAACGCUGGCGUGAUCGAGCUCGAAGCCUGUGUCAAAGCCGUGCGUGUCCUCGCCAUUCAGAAGCGCAGCAUGGAGGCUUCAGAGUUUCUCCAGAAUGCGGUGUACAUUAACCUUCGCCAGCUUUCUGAAGAAGAGAAAAUUCAGCGGUACAGCAUCCUGUCCGAGCUCUACGAGCUGAUCGGCUUCCACCGCAAGUCGGCCUUCUUCAAGCGCGUGGCAGCCAUGCAGUGCGUGGCCCCGAGCAUCCCAGAGCCCGGCUGGAGGGCCUGCUACAAGCUCCUGCUGGAGACGCUCCCCGGCUACAGCCUGUCGCUGGAUCCCAGGGACUUCACCAAAGGCACGCACAGAGGCUGGGCUGCUGUCCAGAUGCGCCUGCUCCACGAACUGGUCUAUGCCUCGCGGAGGAUGGGGAACCCCGCGCUGUCCGUCCGACACCUGUCCUUCCUCCUGCAGACCAUGCUGGACUUCCUGUCUGACCAGGAAAAGAAAGACGUGACUCAGAGCCUAGAGAACUACACCUCCAAGUGCCCUGGGACCAUGGAGCUCCUCACUCUCCCCGACGGCCUCACCCUGCCCCCGGUGCCCUUCACCAAGCUCCCCAUCGUCAGGCGUGUGAAACUGCUGAACCUCCCUGCCAGCCUCCGGCCACAGAAGAUGAAGAGCUUGCUGGGGCAGAAUGUGUCGACCAAGAGCCCCUUCAUCUACUCCCCGAUCAUUGCCCACAACCGUGGAGAGGAGCGCGGCAAGAAGAUAGAUUUCCAGUGGGUUCAAGGGGACGUGUGCGAAGUCCAGCUGAUGGUGUAUAACCCCAUGCCGUUCGAGCUGCGCGUCGAAAACAUGGGGCUUCUCACCAGCGGAGUGGAGUUCGAGUCUCUCCCUGCAGCACUGUCCCUGCCGGCCGAAUCGGGGCUGUACCCUGUGACACUCGUUGGGGUCCCGCAGACUACUGGGACGAUCACCGUGAACGGUUACCAUACCACAGUCUUUGGCGUCUUCAGCGACUGUCUGCUGGACGACCUCCCAGGGGUGAAGACCAGUGGCUCCACGGUGGAAGUCAUCCCCGCCUUGCCCCGGCUGCAGAUCGGCACUUCCCUGCCCAGAUCUGCGCACUCACUGCAGCCUCCUUCCGGCGAUGAAGUGUCUGCUAACGUGUCUGUCCAGCUCUACAAUGGGGAGACUCAGCCCCUCGCGAUCACGUUGGAGAACAUCGGGAUGGAACCCCUGGAGAAGCUGGAAGUCACCUCAAAGAUUCUCACCACCAAAGAAAAAUUGUACGGUGACUUCUUGAGCUGGAAGCUGGAGGAGACCCUGACGCAGUUCCCUCUGCUGCCUGGGCAGGUAGCCACGUUCACUGUCAGCGUCAAAGCGAAGCUGGAUUUCUCCUGCCAGGAGAAUCUGCUCCAGGACCUGAGCGACGAUGGCAUCAGCGUGAGUGGCUUCCCGCUGUCCAGCCCCUUUCGACAGGUGGUUCGUCCCCGGGCAGAGAGCAAAGCCAUGAACGCCCCGGAGAGCGGCAAGGCUGGGGACUGCAGCCACGUGAAGACACUGGAAGCUGUCCUGAACUUCAAGUAUUCUGGAGGCCCGGGCCACGCCGAAGGCUAUUACAGGAGCCUGUCCCUGGGGCUGCAGGUGGAAGUUGAGCCGUCCGUCUUUUUCACCAGAGUCAGCACGCUCCCGGCGACCAGCACCCGGCAGUGCCACCUGCUCCUGGACGCCUUCAACUCCACGGAGCACGAGCUGACGGUCGGCGCCAGGGGCAACGACGAGCUCGUCCUGCACGCCGGCGAGUGCCAGCGAAUGGCGAUUCAAGUGGAUAAGUUCAACUUUGAGAGUCUCCCAGAGUCUCCUGGGGAGAAGGGGCAAUUUGCAAACCCAAAGCAGCUGGAAGAAGAGAGGCAGGAAGCCCGAGGCCUGGAGGUCAACAGCAAGCUGGACAUCCACUGGACAAUCCCCUCUCUGAAGCGCAGUGGCGAGGCCAGUGUGGAAGGACUCCUGAACCAGCUCGUCCUGGAGCACCUGCAGCUGGCGCCGCUGCAGUGGGAUGUGUUGGUGGAUGGACAGCUGUGUGACUGCGAGGCGGCGGCAGCGUGCCAGGUGGGAGACCCCGUGCGCCUGGAGGUGCGGCUGACCAACCGGAGCCUGCGCAGCGUGGGGCCCUUUGCCCUCACCGUGGUCCCCUUCCAGGACCACCAGAACGGCGUGCACAACUACGACCUGCAGGACACCAUCUCCUUCGUGGGCUCCAGCACCUUCUACCUUGACGCGGCGCAGCCCUCGGGCCAGUCGGCGUGCCUUGGGGCCCUCCUCUUCCUCUACACGGGCGACUUCUUCCUGCACAUCCGCUUCCAGGAGGACAGCAAGAGCAAGGAGCUGCCGCCUUCGUGGUUCUGCCUGCCCAGCGUGCGCGUGCGAGCCCAGGAGGCGCAGGCCUGACCCCACACGCUUGUGUCCUGGGCCAGAGGAGGGGACAGCCCUGGCCUCCCCAUGGCAGAUGGGGCUUCACUGCGCCUCCCAUCGCCACCUCCUGCAAUCUUGUCCCUUUCUCCUGUUACGGCUUUCUGGCACCGCACAGCUCACCCUUUCCCAAGCAGUUCAUGCAGAGGUGUCUCUGAGCAGCCCCUGAGUGCUCCCUGCACCAGGCCCAGGGCCUGGGGCCACAGCCGCCGUGUGCUCUCCCCUGCGAGCCUCCCUCCUUCCCUGGCCCAGGAGAAAAGUUGGCACUGAGUUGGUCAUGGAGGAUGCGCUGAGAGCCCCUUGACCAUGCAGGCAAGUGUGGGCCAUGCCAGCUACUCCAGGGUCUAGGGCUGCCUCUGGUGCCCUCCCCGUUGGGCUGGGCUCUGGGUGCUGCGGCCUGCGGUCCCCUGACGAUUUUUCAAUAAAGGGUCUGCCCACUC
Messenger RNA from Tupaia belangeri chinensis (Chinese tree shrew), 4201 nucleotides. RefSeq names its product trafficking protein particle complex subunit 9 (gene TRAPPC9). NCBI's taxonomy places the organism in Eukaryota, Metazoa, Chordata, Mammalia, Scandentia, Tupaiidae. The record is from RefSeq and is a predicted model, not a curated record. The transcript has 24 exons. Gene Ontology annotation, cellular component: trans-Golgi network. Bases 207 to 3740 code for a protein of 1177 amino acids.